Molecule: messenger RNA, 1441 nt
Organism: Linderina pennispora
Lineage: Eukaryota; Fungi; Kickxellomycota; Kickxellomycetes; Kickxellales; Kickxellaceae
Exons: 3
Coding region: 134-1057 (307 amino acids)
Molecular function (GO): protein dimerization activity
Source: RefSeq, a predicted model, not a curated record
CCUCCCCGCCCUUUUUGUGCUCGCCUAUGAAACCAGUUCACAUUUUCUCCCAGAAAUACCACUCCGCACAUAUUGCUACCAACUAGCUUACCCUUAUUCCCUCCACAUAUAUAAUCACACAAAAUAAUUAGCCAUGAGCCAUACAAACGAGUCUAGCCCUACUGCCCAGUCGCCCGCAUUCUUUGCGCCGCGUCCUUCUGGCUCCCCAGAUCAGUCUGCUGGUGCGCGCGAAAUGCCGCCGCACCGCUACCAGGGCCCGCCGCCCCCUCCUCCUGCCGACUACUACUACCACCAACACCAGCAGCAUGCCCGCAACAUGCCACCACACAUGGCGUACCCGCCGCACAUGCACUAUCCCUACCCGCCCGCAGCGCCGAUGGCUGUUGGUCCGGCUAGCCAGCCGGCGCCGGGGUUCGACGAUCGGGCUGGCACCCAGGAGCCCGCCAGUCAGUGGGGGUCGGCGAUGGCGGACAUCCGGUUCCGGGUGCCCAUCAUGAACGCUGAGGAGCGCGAGCGCAAGCGCCGUGUCGUCACAAACACAAUCAUCAACGAUCUCAAGGAGCUGAUUCCCUGGCUCCGCAACGAGGCUCGGCUGCAAAAGCUGGAGGUGCUUGAGCAGUGCGUGUGCUACAUCAAGGAGCUGCAGCUGGCAACGGCCGACGCACCCGUCAUGCACCCGGGCGACGCCAAGCGCAGGCGCAACGAGAGUAGCCGCGGGUCAGCUGACACCAGCAGCCCGCCUGCCCUGUCGCCGUCGCACUGCAUCACCGGCCGCUUCACAUGCUUCGAAUCCCCCAGUCGCCUGCGCUUUCAGCUGUUCUUGCUGCUGCCUCCGCGCUCGACGCCCUGCCAUUGUCUGCGCCCAGGGCCAGCCCCCAACGACCUGCCAGAUCUCACCGCUGACUCCGCCACUGCUUCCAAGGCCUCAUCGACAGCAUCUACCAUUACGCCGUUCAGCGGCCCUUUGCCAAAGGAAAUCGCCGACAGCAAGCUGAUGCAGAAGAUGGAGUUUGAGGAGCCACAUAUCAAAAACUCAAUCAACUUCAUCAUGUCGUGAAUAUCCGGGCCCCUGGGAACAUUUGCCUUCCUGUUGACCAUCCUGCGCGCGAUUUCUUUGCAGCAAAGCGCUGCUGUUUGUAAUUUUUCCAUUUUUCCACAUAUUGUGUUGUAUUCAAAGAACCCAUCACCACCACCUCAUUUGCAUCCAUCGCUGAGGAAUAUAUCCGCUGAGAGGAGAAUGGCAGAAGGGGAAUUAUUGUCGCUGAAGUUUGUGCGAGCCCGGGCCACCGCGUAGGCGACUGCGAAAAUGCAGGUCUGCCUUCAAGCCAUCCAGCACGCUCGGGAAAUCCCGCGCCCGUUUCGUCCACAUCCCCCACCUGGCACGGCGAUGGGCCUGUGUCUGCAAAAACAAACGUUGUGACUGCUAUCCGGUUGACGUGCG